Spirodela intermedia is the source of this 1662-nucleotide messenger RNA. The record is from the annotation of a GenBank genome assembly. NCBI's taxonomy places the organism in Eukaryota, Viridiplantae, Streptophyta, Magnoliopsida, Alismatales, Araceae.
AUGCUCCGCGAAUCGCGUUGACGAGAUUUUCGCCGAUGAUCCAGCGAUUCCGGUUGCUUAAUCCUUCACCGGCGAUCUGCAGGAAAUCGCGAUAAUCAGUUAAAAAUAUAUGAAUUUUGACUCUGGGAGGAUUCGAACCCGCGGCGGUCGCCCGCCCCUUACAAGGUGGAUUUAGUCCCACAUCGGUUGUGGGCGGAUUAUUCGGGCGAAUAUAGAGUAAAGUUAGCUUUCUAGGCAAAGUCCUCUCGCGUGUACGAUCACUCCUUGCCCCACAGCCGGCUGACCACCGGUGACGUGGAAGGGGAGUGGCGCACACGUGCCCCUACCGAUCCAACCAAGCCGCUCGAGUCCCUGCUCGCGGCUACUCCCCGACUGCGCUUCCGACCCGCUUGCGGGCCCGGCUGGCCGGCGGAUCCCCCCAUUUUGCAAUAUUUUUAUUUUUAUUUCUUGUUCUUCAUUUAUCUCAAAACUAAGACUGUAAAAAUCGUAUAAAAUCACAUAAUUACCCAAAAAUUCACGUUAAUCAACUGAAAACCACUUUUCAUGCUUUAACACAAAUAUAAGUCUAUUUAUCAUGAGUUAAGGCUAAAACUAUAUUAUUUACUGAUUAUUAACUCAUGAUAAUGAAGACUUAUCAUGCACCCUAGGCAAACUCUCUCUCUCUCUCUCUACUUCUAUCUACUUCCUCUCAUGGCGAUUAUCCUCUUUACAAUUAUAAGUUUUGAAGAAUUUCAGAAAUAUAUGUCUAGGUGAUUGAAAUAUGAGAAAAGGGUCUCUAGAAUUUUCAAAUUUAAGACUAUUUUUUGUGCUGUUUUUGACAAUUUGUUAAAUUAUUUUCUAUAGUUCAUAACAAAAAAUCAGAAACCUUAUGCUAUAGUUUUUCUAAUAUUUGUUUUGAUGCUUUUAUAGUUGAUCAUAAAAUCAAAUGCAAACACAUGAUUUGAGUCAUUCUACAGCAUAAAUUGAGGCUUAAUAGUUCAUCCUCACCUUAAAAAUGACAUUGUCAUCAAUGACAAAAAAAUUAAAAUGAAAUAUGCAAAAAUUAUAAUUUUCAAGUGAAGCAUACGUAUAUGCAAAGUUAAGCAUUAAAAAUAUUGUCGUAAAGGAUAAAGUUCAAAAAAACAUCAUCUCAAUCUUGUUUUUAAUUUUUACACUUCGUCUUACACACUUCUUGCACUUUGAUUUGAAUAGAAUAAAUAUAGAAACAAAUGUUGUGAAAUUUAAAAAAAGAAAACUUAGAAAGACAAAACAUAAUUAAUAAAAUAAAAAGCAUGGGUUGCCUCUCAUGUAGUGCUGAGUUUAAUGUCCUCAGCUUGACACAUUAAUCUUAAUCUUGAAUAUUUUUUAAUAAUAAGAUUUAUUUUUCUGCAAGGCAUUCAUAUUCAAUGUAAUGUUUAAGUCAUUGUCUAUUUACCUUAAAGUUAUGAUUACUUUUAAGAUCUUUAGUCAUUAUAGUCCCAUAAUCAUAUGUUUCUUCCACCACAUAAGGUUGUGUCUAUUUUGAUUUUAAUUUUUGUGGAAAUAAUUUCUGGUGGCAAAUGGGACCCAUCUCCACCAGUACAUGAGCUCGAGGCAACAAAGGAGAUCCAACACUCAUGUAUCCAAUCAGAUAGAGGAGCACGAGCAAAGAUGAAGGAUCCCAGGUUCCGCUAUAUGGCAUGA